Messenger RNA from Durio zibethinus, 1700 nucleotides. Its product is annotated as myb-related protein 2-like. The record is from RefSeq and is a predicted model, not a curated record. Gene Ontology annotation, molecular function: DNA-binding transcription factor activity; DNA binding. NCBI's taxonomy places the organism in Eukaryota, Viridiplantae, Streptophyta, Magnoliopsida, Malvales, Malvaceae.
AGGUGAUAAGUAAGAGCAGCGGGUGAAAUUUUAUCAAAGAACAUAGGAUACUGAAGCUCCAGAAGUAAGGGGUUAGCAGAUAGAGAUCAAAUAGAGGAAAGAACAAGCGCAUCAGGUAAAAAGAAAGUUGAUACCGGGCAUGAUAAUUUAGUUGUAAGUGCUUCAACACAAGCUAAACUUACAUUUGAGUUCCUUUUGGAGACAGAAAAUGUAUCACCAUCACCAUCAGCAUCAAGGAAAGAACAUCCACCCUUCUUCGAGAAUGCCUAUUCCUCCUGCAAGGCAUUUGUUCCUGCAAGGUGGGAAUGGCACUGGAGAUUGUGGUCUUGUCCUCUCAACUGAUGCGAAGCCAAGACUGAAGUGGACGCCUGACCUUCAUGAACGCUUCAUAGAAGCUGUCAAUCAGCUUGGAGGAGCAGACAAGGCUACUCCUAAAACAGUCAUGAAACUAAUGGGGAUUCCUGGCCUUACCUUAUAUCAUCUCAAGAGUCACCUUCAGAAAUACAGGCUCAGUAAAAAUCUACAUGGACUAGCUAAUAAUGGCAGUAACAAAAUAGGUGCAGUUGCAAUGGGAGGAGACAGAAUGUCUGAAGCAAAUGGGAUGCACAUGAAUAACUUAAGUAUUGGACCCCAGACAAACAAAGGCUUACAAAUAGGUGAAGCACUGCAAAUGCAAAUUGAAGUCCAGAGAAGGCUGCAUGAGCAGCUUGAGGUACAGCGACAUUUACAGCUUCGUAUUGAGGCUCAAGGGAAAUACUUACAGGCAGUGCUGGAGAAAGCCCAAGAGACUCUUGGUGGACAAAAUUUGGGUACCGUGGGGCUUGAAGCAGCCAAAGUUCAGCUAUCCGAACUGGUGUCUAAAGUGUCCAACCAAUGCCUGAAUUCAGCAUUUUCAGAUUUGAAAGACUUGCAGGGUUUAAGCCACCAGCAAACACAAGCAACUCCACCCACUGAUUGUUCCAUGGAUAGUUGCUUGACCUCCUGUGAAGGAUCUCAGAAGGAGCAAGAAAUACACAACAAUGGGAUUUGUUUAAGAGCUUACAGUAGCAGCUCACUCUUGGAGCAAAGAGGUCAGAUAGCAGAAGAUCCAUUGCCACUGCAAACUGAGCUGAAAUCCUUUGAGGACAUAAAAAAGAACAAACUGUUUCUAUCCUCAAUAGGCAAGGAUGCAGAGAGAAAAAUGUUUUUUGCAGAUAGAAGCUCCAGUGAUUUAUCCAUGAGUGUAGGAUUACAAGGAGAGAAAGGGAAUGGCAGCAACAACUGCAGCUUUUCUGAGGGAAAAGGAAACAAAAGGGCAGAUACAGUUGAUAGACUACCUUACUUUGUAACAAAGCUAGAUUUAAAUGUCCAUGAAGAAAAUGAUGCAGCUUCAAGCUGCAAACAGUUUGACCUGAAUGGUCUCAGCUGGAGCUGAAGGGAUUAUUCAUCUUCAUGACUAGAGAAAGUGAAGAGACAAAGUUCAGCAUAUUGAUAAUCCAAUUCCCAUUAAACAUCGGAAGAGGAAACUCGGUGAAGAAAUGCUGCUUUUCGGAUUCGGGCCAGCUUGCCAAACCAAAAUCAAUUUGGAUUGCUUCUUGCUAAUCGAUGUAGUUUUGUUUUUUUUUUUUUUUUAAUCUUUUUCCUAUCUGAUCAUGUAUCAUUUAAGACAAGACCUGAUGGAUUAUUACAGGAAACAUGGCUUGAUCUGAUUAAAGCACAAU